CAUAUACAUGUACAAUCUUCAAGCAUAAUGAAUUCACAUGUAUGUAUGUAUGUAUGCAUGCAUAUCCUUUUCUUUACUUAAACAAUAAGUACAGCUUCCCUUAAUUAAAACUCCACCAGUUUUUCCCUCUCUCUCUCUCAUGGCUACCGUUGACUUUUUAAAACUUUGAAAAACUACCUCUAAUAACCCAUUUCCUUGGCCACAUCCAUGGCUGACCAAACCCUUCUUUUCUUCUCUCCAUUCCUUUUCUGUUUGUCUUCUCCUUCCAUUCUUCCAUUGGAUCAUGAACUCCACGUCCGACGCUAAUGAUGGACUUCUCGGAUCCAACAACAUUGGUGGGUUUGGAUAUGGCAUCGGAGUUUCUGUUGGAAUCCUCCUGCUUAUCACCACCAUCACCUUGGCUUCCUACUUCUGCACCCGGACUCAACCGCCGCAGGGAGCACCGGCCAGGAGGACCAGACAAGAGCCUAAUAUUGAUCCCGACAGCUUCGUUGUCGAUGUAGGCCUCGAUGAGGAAACCAUAAAGAGCUACCCGAAGCUGCUUUACUCUGAGGCGAAGCUCCAGAAGAAAGAUUCUACAGCUUCAUGUUGUUCCAUAUGCUUGGCGGAUUACAAGAGCACUGACAUGCUUAGGCUGCUGCCUGACUGCAACCAUCUUUUCCAUCUCAAGUGUGUUGACCCUUGGUUGCGGUUGAACCCAACAUGUCCGGUUUGCCGGACAUCUCCCAUCCCAACGCCCUUGUCCACGCCUCUUGCUGAGGUGGUUCCAUUGUCAACCAGACAAGGUGGUUGAUGUCAAGAAAAACUGUUGUUUCUACAUAUUUGCUCACUUCUCUCUUCUCAGUCAUUAUAAUUCAGUCAAUGUAAAAUUGUUACUCGAUCCACAAGACGAGAUCUUUCCGUAGUAAAAGGUAUUUAUGCUUCUGCUUCUUUUCUGUGUGGAUUUUGCAUUGUAAUUGAGAUGAUUUGUUAUUGAUACAAAUACAAGAUAGUUGUAGGAAUUAUCAGUGUAGGACGAAACCUCAGUGGCUGAUGUUUGUUUGUAAAUUGCAUGCCAAGGAGAAUCUUUCUAGAAUGAGAAAAAGACAAGAUCUAUACUUUGUUUCA
Molecule: messenger RNA, 1107 nt
Organism: Gossypium arboreum
Lineage: Eukaryota; Viridiplantae; Streptophyta; Magnoliopsida; Malvales; Malvaceae
Product: RING-H2 finger protein ATL70-like
Exons: 1
Coding region: 284-793 (169 amino acids)
Source: RefSeq, a predicted model, not a curated record